GUCACACUUUGCGUUUGUCAAGGGAACUGCAGAGCGAUUUCACCUGUAUUUCUGUACAGAGUGUACUCAUUCAUUUAGUAUUUUAUCGUUUAUUCGUUCCCGAUUAAAGACAUAUUUUAUGGCUAUAACAGGACGUUGGAACGGAUAUUUUGGGAUGGGUUGUGCAGAACUUUUAUUAUAGUUUGCUCUGUGUGGACAUCACCGCCACCGUGGAAGAAAACGGCAGCUCAUGGCACCAGGCCUACACAAACUCGGGCCCCAGCCCCCUCCCAGCACCACCCGAACACUUGUGCAAGGCCUGCGGAGGCCAGUUUGACGUCGGAAGAACGCAUGUCUGCAUGGACUGCAAAAACAGCUUCUGCAGCCUCUGCUCGGUGCAGAUGGACCUCCGGCCGCGGAUGUGCCACACCUGUCAGCGGCUCCACGGCACCUUCUUUGAACGGGCCGAGUUGAUCAGGCUGAAGGUGAAGGACCUCCGUGACUAUCUCCACCUGCACGAAACCCCCACGCAGAUGUGCCGAGAGAAGGAGGAGCUGGUGGAGCUGGUGCUGGCUCAACAAACUCCCCGAGGCAGCGGCGGUGCCGAAUCCCAUUCACAGCCGUCUGUGCCUCCUCUGCCUUCCCUUCCUCUUGCAGAAUCUGAAGCCCUCACAGAGGAGGAUGAAGAGGGUGAAGAGGAGGACGAAGAAGAUGAGGAGGGCGAAGAAGAUGAUGAGGAUGAUGAGGAAGAGUCCACAGACAGUGAGGAGACGCUGGUGCUCAGCAGAAGAGCCUCUCUGUCUGACCUGAGCAGGGUGGAGGACAUCGAAGGCCUCAGCGUGCGGCAGCUGAAGGAGAUUCUGGCACGUAACUUUGUGAACUACCAGGGCUGCUGUGAGAAAUGGGAACUAAUGGAGAAGGUCACCCUCCUCUUUAAUGAUCAGAAAGACCUUCACAACCUGGUUUCAAAUACAAAAACAGAAGCAGCUGAUCCUGCUGAGCCCAGCGGCCAGGAGGAGAACCUGUGCAAGAUCUGCAUGGACUCCCCCAUUGACUGCGUUCUGCUGGAGUGCGGCCACAUGGUCACAUGCAGCAAGUGCGGGAAACGCAUGAACGAGUGUCCCAUCUGCCGACAGUACGUGGUUCGAGCAGUGCAUGUCUUCAGAUCGUGAAAUUCGGGUGCAGAGAGACAGACUGUCCCAUACAGGUUGUUGCAUUUUCACACACUUAACAACAUUUUCUCACAUUUUUUGAUAACUUUAAUUUUGCUGCAUUGUUUAUAAUUUAACAUGAUUAAAUGCACUUAUUUGCUUUUUUAAUUCCAACCGUGUUAAGGUGUGCCUUCCGAGUGGUGUUUAAUUCAUCAGUUGACUUUUGCACUUUUUUGUUAAUUACUACGAUUUUUUUCUUUAUAUCAUCCCUUGAUAUUUGCGUUACUUACAGUAUGUAAAUAAUAACCGAACAAGGUUUAAAGGAAAAAGUUAAAUAGACGUCCCUAAAGAUGUGUCUGUCUAUAUAAAGAACACAAUUAAAGAGGUGACAUAAUCUUGGACAUUUCUGGGAUGUGAAAACUGGGUAAAAUGGUUGACUUAAAUUGUUAUUUUGAGCACUGAUGCUCAUGUUGUUUCUGUGUUUAAGACUGUACAAUAGUUCACCAUUGCAGUUAAAACAUCACUAUAAUGUGACCACUUCAGGGGUCACUCCACUCUUGGUUAAAGAAACAGUUCACCCAGUUUGUUUCUUCAUAGGAACAGAUUUGGAGGAUUUUAGCAUCACAUCACUUGCUCACUAAUAGAUCCUCUGCAGUGAAUGGGUGCCGUCAGAAUGAGAGUUCAAACAGCUGAUAAAAACAUCACAACAGUCCUCAAGUAAUUAUUGUCAUGUUUUUACCAGCUAUUUGGACUCUCAUUCUGACGGCACCCAUUCAUGAUACAUUUCUUCAAAUCUGUUCCUAUGAAGAAGCAAACUCAAGUAAAAAUUGGAUGACUGAAGAUGAGUAAAUUCGAAGAAAAUUUUCAUUUUUCGGGUGAGUUAUUCUUUUGAAUAAUUACGCACAAUACCAGUUUUGGUACUUGUUUCUAGUGAGUAGGUGCUAUUUUCCAAGCUCUGUGCACUUCUAGAUCACAGACCAUUCCACUAUCUCAUACUUUGGGCUUGUCUUCAUAUCUUAGGCAGAACCAGUGCUUCUAAACUGCCAAAAAACCUUCUCUGUCUUGACAUUUGCUUCGGUACAUUCUUCUUUUGAUUACACCGGUGGCUAGUUCACCAUUACCAGUAAUACUAACAAGUCAGUGUUAGUCACAAGGUGCUCAUUACUGCCUACAUUUAUUGUUGUAUGAUUAAGUGUGUUAGCCUAAUAACAAGUUUUCACAGAUUGAUAAUCAGAACUGUAAAUGUUUUCAAAAGUAUCUUGAGCUCUCAUUUUUAAACUUGAAUACUCAUACUUCUUGACGAAUGGUGUUUUAAUUAUAUAAAAAGUACGAUUAAAAUAGCAAGUUCAUGAAUGUAUCAUAAUUGUGGUUAUAUAGGAAUGUUUUCAUUCGAAAAUCUUUGUCUGAUGCAUAUCUCUGAUUAUCUCAUAUCUCUGAUUCCUUGCUUUCUCGAGCUGAAUGUAGAUGACACUGAGAGAUCCGUCUAAACCAUUUAGUCCAUCUCUAAUACACAGAUGAUCUUCUAAACAAGAUAUCUGGCUUAAAAAGUUCAAUCUUUUCGAUCUUCUUAGUUAUUAUAGGAGAGUUUCGACAGGAUAUGCAACCUGUACAUAUUCUAUAUUUUGAUAGCUUUGUGUUUUAUGUAUCUGCAUAUUUAUCAAUCAGACAGCUACAUGAUAAAACCUAAAAGAUCUUGAUUA
This is a messenger RNA of Carassius gibelio (silver crucian carp), 2830 nucleotides long. RefSeq names its product E3 ubiquitin-protein ligase rififylin-like. Lineage: Eukaryota; Metazoa; Chordata; Actinopteri; Cypriniformes; Cyprinidae. Gene Ontology annotation, cellular component: cytoplasm; plasma membrane. Bases 339 to 1151 code for a protein of 270 amino acids. The transcript has 6 exons. The record is from RefSeq and is a predicted model, not a curated record. Gene Ontology annotation, biological process: negative regulation of extrinsic apoptotic signaling pathway via death domain receptors; proteasome-mediated ubiquitin-dependent protein catabolic process; protein K48-linked ubiquitination. Gene Ontology annotation, molecular function: ubiquitin protein ligase activity.